AUGAAGCUGGUACCUGAAGCCCUGCAGUACAGAGACGGAGACGAGGACGCGACUCCUCGUGGCCUGGCGCUGCUGCUCGAGGCGCCCGAGGCCCUGGCGCUUGGGUCCGCAGCAGCCGCGUCGCCGCUGGAGUUGGUUGCGGCGGUCUCAUCUUCGCCGCUUCGAUUCGCCGCAGAGGCGGCCGAGUCCACGAGCAGCGAGGUGUUGCUUUCCUCACCCUGCCUGUGGCUGCACCAGCAGUUUGCGGAGGAAUUGGCCAUCGCGUGCUCGGAGUACUCGGCUGCGGCGUUGCUUGUGAACCCACCGCAGGAGGAGCCCAGGUGUGGUGGCUUCCGUUCUUCUCAAUUCAACAGCUUCUGUAGCUACAUGGCCAGUGAGGGCUCUACUUAG
Molecule: messenger RNA, 390 nt
Organism: Symbiodinium natans
Lineage: Eukaryota; Dinophyceae; Suessiales; Symbiodiniaceae
Source: the annotation of a GenBank genome assembly